This is a messenger RNA of Schistosoma guineensis, 393 nucleotides long. The record is from the annotation of a GenBank genome assembly. Lineage: Eukaryota; Metazoa; Platyhelminthes; Trematoda; Strigeidida; Schistosomatidae.
AUGAAUAAUUUGACCUUUACGGAAACUAGAAUCAUACACUGUCAUGAUCAUACUACUAAUACUGCUAGUAGUUUGCUGUUUAAUAAGAGAAUUUGUUUGAUUAUUCAAAUUAUUUUAAAUUUUCACUAUAUUCUGAGAAUUUCUUCAACCGGUGGUGUCUUAUUGAUAAAGAUUUAUCUAAAUUUUGAGAGUACAACAAUUUGAAUCUUUUAUAAGCAGAGAUGGAUGGCUACUAGCAUUGGAAUCCAGAGCGUAUGUAUCGUCCUAUUUAGAACUCGGCAGCUGGAUGUGCUCACAUUCCAGAGUUGAUAUUCACUCUGGGACUCAAACCAAUACAAGAAUCUAUUUGAACUAACUUUAAAACAUUACAAAAAAUACUCAUUUAGAUUAUUU